This is a messenger RNA of Hydractinia symbiolongicarpus, 654 nucleotides long. RefSeq lists its product as uncharacterized. The record is from RefSeq and is a predicted model, not a curated record. The transcript has 2 exons. The coding region runs from base 1 to 654 and encodes 217 amino acids. Lineage: Eukaryota; Metazoa; Cnidaria; Hydrozoa; Anthoathecata; Hydractiniidae.
AUGGCAAAGACUAAAAAUGGAAAUUUGGUUGUUUGUACAAAAGGUGUUUUUGCGAAAUUAAACCCUGCUAAAAUUAAGUAUGUCAGAGUCCGCUUAUUGAAACACAGAUGCGAUAGACUAAUUUUCAACGCUGCUACCGUUUCUUGCCACGUGGCUAUAUUUGAAUUUAACAUGCACCAACAAUCUCAUGUUGUCCAUAGAUUGCCAGUGCACAUGCCAAAUAACCAUUUUGUUUAUUUUCAGCAAGGACAGGCUGAAGAAGUUCUGGACAGAGCUGCAGAUCAGGCUACAAAAUUAAUAGCUUGGUUUGUGUUAAAUGCAGAGAAUCAUGAUACUCGCCAAUAUAUGUAUCCAGACAUUCUUCUUUGUUUUGUUUUCAAUAAAAACAAAGUUUGGAAAUCAAGACAAGGCGGUCAUGGUAGAAUUAUGUCCAGAAUGUAUAGUGCAAGUCCUCGCGCAGGUGAGCUUUUUUAUUUACGAAUAUUGCUGUUGCAUAAAUCUGGUGCAACUUCUUUUAAAGACUUACAGACUGUCAUUCGCAAAGUUGCUGAAACAUUUCGUGACGCCUGUUUAUUGCGUGGUCUCCCGCAAGAUGAUACUGAACGGAACAAAACUUUGCAGGAAGCUGUUAACUUUCAGCUGCUUCGACAAUGA